Messenger RNA from Scatophagus argus, 3982 nucleotides. It is a transcript of the gene mkxa, whose product is annotated as mohawk homeobox a. Gene Ontology annotation, biological process: muscle organ development; cell development; regulation of transcription by RNA polymerase II. Gene Ontology annotation, molecular function: RNA polymerase II cis-regulatory region sequence-specific DNA binding; DNA-binding transcription factor activity, RNA polymerase II-specific. NCBI's taxonomy places the organism in Eukaryota, Metazoa, Chordata, Actinopteri, Scatophagidae. Gene Ontology annotation, cellular component: nucleus. The record is from RefSeq and is a predicted model, not a curated record. Bases 388 to 1479 code for a protein of 363 amino acids. The transcript has 7 exons.
CUUCUUCUGGCCCCGGCCCCAGAACCGGCGUAAACCAUCAACAGUAUGUUCGCAGGCUCAGGCUGCGUACUAGGAAACAUGAGCAGGGUGAGAUAUUCAGAGUCCCGGGCGGCGCAGCGCAGGCCGCUGGAUAAAGCCGAGGAGGAGACGGCGGUCCGUGCGGUUUGAGCUCAGGAACUCAGGACGGGAACAUGUGAGCAGGGAAUGGGCGACUGGAAACAGGAUUAUUGUUGUACACAGCAGAGAGACGCAGGAGGGGCCGGGGACAGGAUACUGACGGGGACACUGUGACACAUCCAAGGAGAUUUUUUGUUCUCCCCCACCCCCCACCCCGCCUCUUUUUUAAUUUUUGCGCAUCAGAAAAUUUGGGGAAAUAUCUGGCCAAAGAUGAACACCAUUGUGUUUAACAAGCUGAGCAGCCAGGUCCUGUUUGAAGAGAAGGCGAAAGAGGUGGAAAUGAGCAGCAGAAAUUAUCUAGAAGUCAUCGACGGGCAGCAUCCAGACCUCCUCUCCAGCAACCAGACCAUCAGAGACAACCAGGCCAUCAGGCACAGGCGGAGCGGGGGUCGUCCCAGUGGCGGUAAAGUGCGACACAAGCGCCAGGCUCUGCAGGACAUGGCGCGGCCGCUCAAGCAGUGGCUCUACAAGCACAGAGACAACCCCUACCCCACCAAGACCGAGAAAAUCCUGCUGGCCCUCGGCUCUCAAAUGACCCUGGUCCAGGUCUCCAACUGGUUUGCGAAUGCCAGGAGGCGACUGAAGAACACGGUGAGGCAGCCAGACCUGAGCUGGGCGCUCAGGAUCAAGCUCUACAACAAAUACGUUCAGGGCAACGCAGAGAGGCUGAGCGUCAGCAGCGACGACAGCUGCUCAGAAGACGGGGACAACCCUCAGAGGACACAGAGCGGCCCAGAGGAGCUCAACAAGCCCAUGUACCAGAGUGUGAUCAAGAAGGAGGGCUCCUCCAUGGUGGGCAUGGCCAUGGGUAUGGGCGCGGGGCUGCGUUCGGCCGCCGAGGCCGCCUCACUCGCCGAGGACUACGUGUCUCCGCCCAAGUACAAGAGCAGCCUGCUGCACCGCUACCUGAACGACUCGCUGCGCCACGUCAUGGUGGCCAACGCCGUCAUGGAUGCUCGCAAGAGGAACCACUCGGGCUCCUUCAGCUCCAACGAGUACGAUGACGAGCUGCUCUCGCCGUCCUCCUCUGAGGCUGAGGCGAACUUUGUUUAUCGGGCUGAAACCACAGACAAUGGAUCAAGUAAAUGUGACAACGGCAGCGGUGGCGUCGGAGCUACGCAGAAAGAGAGGGUGAAGGGCAAAGACGAGACGUACUGGAGGGAGAUCAACGCCGCCAUGGCCUUGACCAACUUGGCGCAGGGGAAGGACAGCGCCUCUGGGACCACCAGCUGCAUCAUCCAGAAGUCCUCCCAUAUAGCGGAGAUCAAGACUGUCAAAGUGCCGCUGAUGCAGAAAUAUUAGCCCCGACGUCAUCAUCCCGUCUCUCUAUGCAAACCGGCAAACAUUCCUGUUUCAGCAAACUCGCCGCUGUCCAAAUAAUCCCCCCUCCUGAGAGAAUGAAAAGAGAACUGUUGUUUAAGGUUUGUGUGUGGCAGGGGGAUGUUUGAGGCAAGGAAGUGUGGGACAAAAAGAGAACUCUCAUUCUUUUUGGUUGUUAUUGGUGUCUAAAAAAAAAGUGCUAAAGAGGCCUUUGACCAUCAUUUUCUUUGCUGGGUCGAUGUGCGAGUGUGUUACAGUUUAAUUGCAGUAUUUCCUAAAACGAGACACUUUUGUAAUUUUAACUUAUUUUUGAUGAGUCUGAUUUUUUUUUUUUUUUUUAUUUCUUCUUUUUUUAUGCUACGGAAUUUGUAUUUUGCCAAAGUGCCUUUGUUAUUUAGACGAAUAACUCGCCGACUGUGGUCAAUGCAAAGUACAGAUACUGAGGUGCCUCUUUGAAAUUUGUGAAGGAAUAUCCGACAAAGUUUAGCAUCAGGGUCAUGAUUCAGGAUCUGUUUUGUGAAUGAAAACUCCCCAUAUCAGCCUGUGCCUUAAGGACUGAAUGAGCUCACCAUCUGAGGCAUCGAUGAACUCAAAUAGCACACACACCCAGCAGUAAUGCCCUGAAGACAGUGCUCUUGUUUUGACUGGACUCUUCAUUUUGACUGUAAACUGAACACUGUUUUGUCUCGGUAAGCCUCUCGUUGCUGGCAGGCCAACAAAAACUGUUGCAUACAGAGAUAAGUUGAUCUCACGUGAGCAGCAGAUCGAUAAGCAGCAGCGGCCAACGUUUUCCACCUUGUUCACAUCUCAGCCUUGGAUUUCAUUAACCUUCCUUAUCUGGGCUUUUAGUUGCUGAAACGUGCAGCUGGACCCAGAUGAAGUCACGUUCAACCCGCUCAGUGACACAGACGUAGAUGUACAGGCUGUACAGAAGAAUGCCAUGACCUAAAAGGGAUGUUUUUGCUUUGCAUUAUCAGUGUUUUUUUGCGAACAUUGUUGCCUUUUCACAUGUUUGUGCUCAGAACAUGAUAGUCUGGAGUGAACGGAAAAGAAAAGCCACCAGCAGCUCCCCCAGCCGUUUGAUCCUCAGUCCUCUCAGCUGUUUAGCAUUACAUUCAAAUUGCUGUUUACAAGAAGCCAGAGGAUAGACUUAAAAGUUUGACUUUCUCCCCCUCGUUUUUUUCCUGUUUGUCUUUAUAAAAUACAUUCCAGUAUUAUCAAUUUGUCAGCCAAGCAAGUGUUCAAAGUGUCUGUUGUUGUCAGUCUGUGUAUGUGUGGUUGUUUUGUUUUGAUCAAAACUUUGUACCGCAUUAAGGGCUUCUUUUGUCAUCCAAUGGAAACAGUCUCCUUUAUAGAAAGUACUUAUGUACGGUGCAUAUGUUAAAAACGUUUGCGGUGAACAGUGCCAAGUUCACAAAUUGGGGGAAAUCAAGUUAGACUUAUGGAAGAAACUGAAGUUGGCUCUCCAUACUGACUUUUUGAGUUUAUGUAUAUCUUCACGGUACUGUUAAUGUGUGUCAGAAUGUGCACUCCUUCACAAAUUGUGCAGUUUUUAUUUUUUGGACAGCCCAGACUGUGCUUAGGGUCAAGGACUUUGAGAAGGAGUGAAACUGCAGAGUGACUUUCUGACCUUUUUUUAUGUGUCUUGAAUGUGCAAACUGUUUUUUUUUUUUUUUUUUUUUCAAAAGAAAAAAGCUGCACUUACAGUUCUCUCGGUUUUGAAUCAGAAAACACACACCCUCCACUGAGGACUUAUGGAUGCAUGUGUUUUUAUAUAAAGGUGAAGCAAAGCAAAAGAACCCGAUAUUAUUCCUGUUAGCGUGCCGAUGGAAGUAUAAUGAAAUCAUUCGCGCUAGCCAAUCCCCAGGCACUGUUUGCUUAUGCAGUGGGGGUUGUGGGCUCCCACAUGUGUUUUUUAUACACCUGAUCCAGGCAGGGUAGCUGCGGGGUAGUGCCGGGCCGCCUCCUUGUGUUUCUAAUCGCACCUCUGAACCUCUGGACCACUCGCUGCCCUCACACCUCACACGAUACCCGCUCGCUGGGAAGGGAGAGCACGAGGGAAGGAGGCUUCAGAGAAAACAGAGCAGCCUUUGUUGUUCCUACCUGCAGUCAUUCCCCAGCGACACUAUGAGUACAAACAAAAGGGUUUCUACGGCCAAGACUUUGGUACUGUACAUGUCUUUCUCCAGCACAAGCCCUGCUAUCACAACCAUGCUGACAAGUGGAAAGCAACGGUAUGUAUUAAAGCCUAUAAAUUAUUCGUACGGACUUUGUAAAAACAAAGAAAGUUUUUUGGUUUUUUUUUUAAAUUGUUAAGUUAUAUAAAUCAAGAAUUUUUGUUCGUUUGUUUGUUUUGAUAGAGACUGGAUUUCCAAUCCAAUGACCAAAUGCAUAUCUCCUUGUUGCUCUCAUGUAAAAUUUCUUUUAUAAAAACAGUUGUUCUUCUUGGUCAAAGCAAUGAAUAAACCUCUGAAUGAAAUGAAAA